AUGGCUGGAAUAGAGAAAGAUCCUUCCCCGGCGUACGCUACGGAGUCCUCCUCCACCACUCGGAGGGAGGGUUUCGUCGCCGACUUCAUCGACGGCUUCAAGCCCCAUCCCAUCCACGCCGCUGCGAGUCAGAAGCGCCGCGAUGCGGCAGAGGGCGGCACAUAUGAUAUCGAACAGGCCGCAAUCAAUGUCGCUGAAUCGCCCCUUUCGCGAAAGCUCAAGGGCCGUCAUUUGCAGAUGAUUGCCAUCGGUGGCUCCAUCGGUACGGGUCUGUUUGUCGGUUCUGGUAAGGCGUUGGCGACGGGUGGACCGGCGUCGCUGCUGAUUGCGUUUGCUCUCAUCGGAGGAAUGCUGUACUGUGUGGUGCACGCGUUGGGCGAGCUGGCUGUGUUGUUCCCGAUUGCGGGUUCGUUUUCGGCAUAUUCUACAAGGUUUUUGGAUCCGGCUUGGGGUUUUGCAAUGGGCUGGAAUUACGCGUUACAAUGGCUCAUCGUCUUACCGCUGGAAAUCGUCGCCGCAUCGAUAACAAUUGAUUACUGGCACUCGACGGUCAAUAAAGCCGUCUGGGUCACUAUAUUCUGGGUUUUGAUUGUAAUAAUCAAUUUAUUUGGUGUCAAGGGUUACGGUGAAGCUGAAUUCGUCUUUUCGAUCAUCAAAGUUGUUGCCGUUAUUGGUUUCAUCAUACUCGGUAUCAUCCUUGAUGUCGGCGGCGGUCCAAAUGGGGAUUACAUCGGCGGCAGACAUUGGCAUGACCCUGGCGCCUUCCAUUCAGGUUUCAAGGGUCUCUGCAGUGUGUUCGUGACCGCAGCCUUUGCCUUUGCCGGUACCGAACUUGUGGGUCUUGCCGCCGCAGAAACCGCGAACCCGCGCAAGUCUCUCCCCACAGCCGUCAAGCAGGUGUUUUGGCGUAUCUUCCUCUUCUACAUCGUCUCCCUCACUCUUGUCGGGCUCUUGGUUCCAUACAACGAGCCGCGUCUUUUGAGCGGAAAAUCAAGUGCCGAUGCCUCUGCCUCUCCCUUCGUCAUCGCCAUUGAGAAUGCUGGUAUCGAGGCUCUCCCCAGCAUCAUGAACGUCGUCAUCAUGAUUGCUGUCCUCUCAGUCGGUAACUCCUCCGUCUAUGGUUCCUCCCGUACUCUUGCUGCCCUCGCCGACCAAGGCCAGGCCCCCAGAAUCCUAGGCUACAUUGACCGUCGUGGUCGUCCUAUGGUCGGAAUUGCCCUCUCGGCCCUACUUGGUCUUCUUGGAUACCUUGCCGCCUCUGAUAAGCAGGGUGAUGCUUUCGGAUGGAUGUUGGCCAUUUCUGGUCUCUCCUCCAUCUUCACCUGGGGCUCCGUCUGUCUCGCGCACAUCCGCUUCCGCCGUGGAUGGGCUAAGCAAGGCCACUCUCUCGACGAGCUUGCCUACCGGUCGCAGCCUGGUGUCUUUGGAUCGUGGUGUGGGUUCAUCCUCAACUGCUUGGUCUUGAUUGCGCAGUUCUGGGUUGCAGUGUGGCCAAUUGGUGAGGAUCCUGAUGUGGAGGUGUUUUUCUCAAUCUACCUCACUGUUCCCGUGGUGUUGGCGUUCUACAUCCCCUACAAGAUUAUCUACAAGACUCCCUUUGUCAGGUCGGCCACUAUGGACCUGACCACCGGACGUCGUGAGCUAGAUCUGGAUGCCCUGUUAGCGGAAGAGCGCAGGGAGAGAGCUGCAUGGCCGGCGUGGAAGAAAGCGUAA
Messenger RNA from Morchella sextelata, 1713 nucleotides. RefSeq lists its product as uncharacterized. The coding region runs from base 1 to 1713 and encodes 570 amino acids. Gene Ontology annotation, cellular component: membrane. The record is from RefSeq and is a predicted model, not a curated record. Gene Ontology annotation, biological process: amino acid transmembrane transport. The transcript has 3 exons. Lineage: Eukaryota; Fungi; Ascomycota; Pezizomycetes; Pezizales; Morchellaceae. Gene Ontology annotation, molecular function: amino acid transmembrane transporter activity.